AUGGGCUGAAGGGGCUCGAAGAAUGGCGGUUGUUGGGCUACCACCAAUGGGCUGCUUGCCGAUUGUCAUAACCUUGAACUCACCCCAUGGCCUUAAGCAACGUGGCUGUCUUGAUAGCUAUUCCUCCGUUGCGCGAAAUUACAACAAAAUCCUCCAAAAUGAGUUGCAAUUCAUGCACAAUAGCUUGGCAAUGUUUGGUGCUAGGAUCUCCUACGUUGACAUAUAUGAACCAUUGAUGGAGAUGAUCCAAGGACCCAAAAAAUUUGGUUUUGAUAAGAUUUUUAAUGGAUGCUGUGGAACUGGAUACCUUGAAACAUCAUUUUUGUGCAAUCCACUUUCAUAUACGUGCCCUGAUGCAACUAAAUACAUGUUUUGGGAUUCAAUACACCCGACUGAGAAGACAUACUACUAUCUCUUUAAGAACACACUUCCCAUUCUCGAUUUUCUCUUGAAGGAUUAAAACGGAUCUGUAUUAAUUAAUUUUCCAAUUAUCAUUUCUAUUUAUGUCUGUUGUGUUUCUUUGACAACGAUGUGUUAAGUAUUUGUCGUUGGGACUUUCCAAAUUAU
Messenger RNA from Morus notabilis, 567 nucleotides. Its product is annotated as GDSL esterase/lipase At5g45960. The record is from RefSeq and is a predicted model, not a curated record. Gene Ontology annotation, molecular function: hydrolase activity, acting on ester bonds. The transcript is spliced from 2 exons. Bases 23 to 460 code for a protein of 145 amino acids. Lineage: Eukaryota; Viridiplantae; Streptophyta; Magnoliopsida; Rosales; Moraceae.